This is a messenger RNA of Melitaea cinxia (Glanville fritillary), 1017 nucleotides long. RefSeq lists its product as uncharacterized. The transcript has a single exon. Lineage: Eukaryota; Metazoa; Arthropoda; Insecta; Lepidoptera; Nymphalidae. Bases 1 to 1017 code for a protein of 338 amino acids. The record is from RefSeq and is a predicted model, not a curated record. Gene Ontology annotation, molecular function: catalytic activity.
AUGAAGAACAAGAAAAAAAGUAACGUUAAACAGCGGCUGCACCUCCUCUCUCUUAAAGUGCACCUCACCAACAUACGAGGAUUGCACUCAAAUCUCGUUGCAGUCCACCACCACCUGGAGACUGAGAGGCCGUAUUUACUUUUUCUUACGGAGACGCAAAUUGGUAGCCCAGCAGAUGUAACGUACCUGCAGUACCCUGGGUAUUCGCUCGAACAUAAUUUUAAAUCUCACGCUGGAGUCUGUAUGUUUGCUCGUGAUGAUGUCUGCUGCCGGCGUCUACGUAACUUAGAGAUACCCAACCUUUCCAUCAUGUGGUGUUUAUUGGACACGGUCAUGGAGCAGAUUGUGUAUGCCUGUACCUAUCGGUCGCACAGUGGUGAUCGGGAGACAACUCGGAUGUUCGAUUAUCUCAGUGAGACGGCUGACGUGGUCCAACGUCGGUAUCCGGCUGCCCAAAUGGUAUUUCUGGGGGAUUUUAACGCUCACCACCAAGACUGGCUGUUCCCAUACCAGAAUACCGACCACGCUGGGAGAAAGGCGCUCAAAUUUGCCCUGUCGCUAGAUCUUACCCAGCUAGUCCAAGAAGCAACACGAGUACCCGACGUUGACGACCAUACACCUAAUUGUUUGGACCUUCUGUUGACAACUGACCCAGACCGGUCCUCGGUAUCAGUUGCAGCUCCCCUGGGCACAUCUGAUCACUGUGUGGUAAAGUCAGUAUCUAACUUUCACCCUCUGGAUACAGGUCCUACCGGAACCAGACGUGUGUGGCGAUAUAAGUUGACAGAUUGGGAUGAGAUGCGACACUUUUUUGCAUCCUACCCUUGGCGGCGGACUUGCUUCUCUUCCUGUGACCCGUCGAGUUGCGAACAAGAAAUAUCGGAAGUGAUACGUCAGGGGAUGGAGUACUUCAUUCCAUUUGCUGAUGUAUCACUAGAUGGCAAGAUCCCUAGGUGGCAUAAUGCAGAAUGUGCCGAAGCUGCAGCCCAUAAGGACAGCGUUUGCAGCGUGGGCUGA